Molecule: messenger RNA, 829 nt
Organism: Ixodes scapularis (black-legged tick)
Lineage: Eukaryota; Metazoa; Arthropoda; Arachnida; Ixodida; Ixodidae
Product: zinc finger protein 391
Exons: 2
Biological process (GO): regulation of transcription by RNA polymerase II
Cellular component (GO): nucleus
Molecular function (GO): RNA polymerase II transcription regulatory region sequence-specific DNA binding; DNA-binding transcription factor activity, RNA polymerase II-specific
Source: RefSeq, a predicted model, not a curated record
GCAAGAGGUCGCUGCGGUCCUAAGCAGUCGCGGGUGUGUGAAGGAGCCUUUACGCUGCGACGCAAAUGUGCGAGUCGGCCUUUACGUGCAUUGGCGAGUGUUAACGGCUGCAACUCUUGCGUUUUCCCCCCGCCAGACGCGCAAAGUCUGGAGCUAAACGUAACGACGGUGAGCUUCCUGUGCAGCGACUGCGGGAACCUCUUCUUCACGCUGGCCGACUUGGACGAACACCGGAGGCGGACGCACCAGGAGUCUGAUUUGGGUCAAGUGACCAAAAUCGAUCCCCAGAGGAAGGACGAGGAGUACCGGUGUCGCUUCUGCACCUAUUGCAGCGAUUUGCCGUCUGACGUGGCCAGGCACGAAACAUUGCACGUCAGAAAGGUGUCUGCCCCGGGGCAGCAGAUGCCCUACCGGUGCCAGAUGUGCGGCAAGGGCUUCAAGCUCUCAAGCAGCCUCAAGACGCACCAGCGCACCCACACGGGAGAGAGGCCGUACAAAUGUGAGACGUGCGGCUACCGCUUCACUGUGGUGUCCAACCUCAUCCGGCACCGGAGGACUCACACAAACGACAAGCCGUUCACGUGCGACAAGUGCAGCAAGGCAUACUCCCGCAACGAGGAUCUCUUGGCGCACGGCAGAACUCACUGUAGGGCAGCGGUCUAGUUUUGGAUUCCUGGCAGUUGUCGUCUGCAACCCGUGGCGUCUGGUUUUCGGGGCCAUUAAAAGAUUUGGAUUACAGGGUUCUGCAGCGAUUCUUCCUUAUGUGGACAUGGUUUACAGUGAUCUACAGAGAACAAUAUUUUCUGCAUAAAGGCCCAUUCAGGCACUU